AUGCCUCCUUCCAGAACAAUAGAUGCACUAUCAAGUGCUAUAGUUGCUCGAUUUUUGCGCACAAAUGGCUAUUCCGAUACACUGAAGGCUUUUAUUCGUGAGGCCGACCUUGCACUCGACGUGGGGCAGAGCUCGGGCGAUGACACCAACAACUGGACCAUCCAAAGCUUGCUCGAGGAGAAGAACACCUAUGACCGAACCGUAGAUUUUGAAAGAUAUGGCAAGGGUCAUCAACAGUCGGAUUUAUGGAGCGAGCCAGCACCAUCAAGAGCUGCUCUCAUCCAGACACCGACAUCAUCAAACAUUCUUUCUGCGUCGGUAGAGAAAUGGCUGAAACCCCGCGGCGAUGAGGAUGAAGCCACAUCAGCGCAGUCUUAUAUCGUCUCUACGAGUGCAGACAAACAAGUCCAUCUACUCGAGACAGCAGACGGACACACGGCUAUCAAAUCAUUCCUGAGCAUCUCUACUACACCCGUUCUGUCAUAUGUCUCAAUCCUCCAGGGACGCUACAUCCUCAUGAGCAACAUGUCCGGCCAGCUAAUCCUCCAACAUGGAUCCCAAACACUUGACAGCAGAAAGGACCAUGCAAAGUACUUAGUGAAGGUAGUAGCCCACGAAGACAGGACCGAUCCUUCCAAGUGGUGGGUUGCCACCGCCGGCUGGGACGAGUGUGUUUUCAUAUAUUGCCUCAAUAUCCCUGAAACAAACGCACCAGCAUUGAAGAUCGGUGAGCCCGUUACACGCAUUAAACUCAACUCAAACCCUGAAUCACUGCUGUUCGUCCCACACGUCGACACAUACGAGCUGCUCCUCCUCGUCUCACGCAGAGACUCGACUUAUAUCUACUACUACCAGGUCGAAGCAGCAGAAGCCCGUCUCCUUGGACACCAAAACCUGGCUCCUCAUUCCAAUGCCUGGGUUGCGUUCUCGCUGUGCGAUAUGGCGCUCAGUCCACACGACCCGGGUCUCCUGGCUGUAGCGACGUCGUCAUUGCCGCAUAUGAAAGUGAUUAUCGUGCGUCUGCUUUUCCCUGCACAGACAACAUCCGUUUCAGAGGACCCAGUGACACAGGCGUCUCAGGCGAUGGCGACGCUGGAACUGCAGAAUCGUGAGGAUGCUGCUAUCCUUGUGCAGGCGAAUACCUUUGCGCCGCAGACUGAUUACUCCACGCCGCAGUUAGCAUGGAGGCCUAAUGGGUCUGGGGUCUGGGUUAAUGGAGACGAUGGUGUGGUUCGUGGUAUUGAGACGAAGACGGGGAAGGUCAUUGCUAGCUUGAAGGGUGGCCAUGAAGCGGGCUUUAAGGUGAGAACUGUUUGGUCGGGGUAUGUCGAUAUACCGCAGGAAGAGGGUGACCCGGUCCGGGAGGAAUGGGUCAUUAGUGGUGGGUUUGAUAAAAGGUUGGUUGUUUGGAAGGUAUGA
Penicillium griseofulvum is the source of this 1419-nucleotide messenger RNA. RefSeq lists its product as uncharacterized. NCBI's taxonomy places the organism in Eukaryota, Fungi, Ascomycota, Eurotiomycetes, Eurotiales, Aspergillaceae. The transcript has 2 exons. Bases 1 to 1419 code for a protein of 472 amino acids. The record is from RefSeq and is a predicted model, not a curated record. Gene Ontology annotation, molecular function: protein binding.